Messenger RNA from Pogoniulus pusillus (Red-fronted tinkerbird), 2967 nucleotides. RefSeq names its product YTH N6-methyladenosine RNA binding protein F2 (gene YTHDF2). The transcript is spliced from 5 exons. The coding region runs from base 293 to 2023 and encodes 576 amino acids. Gene Ontology annotation, molecular function: N6-methyladenosine-containing RNA reader activity; mRNA binding. The record is from RefSeq and is a predicted model, not a curated record. NCBI's taxonomy places the organism in Eukaryota, Metazoa, Chordata, Aves, Piciformes, Lybiidae. Gene Ontology annotation, cellular component: cytoplasm. Gene Ontology annotation, biological process: mRNA destabilization.
UGGGAGCGCGCGCGCGCGCGCUGUGCCGCGUGACGCCUGGGGCGCGCGGAUGUGUGUGCGGACGCGAGGCGGCGGGCCCGGGCCAUAGACGCUGGGCCGGAAGGAGAGGCGAGAGGGGCUUGGCUAGAGCGGCUUGGCUAGAGCGUCGCCCCAGCAGCCGCGGGCGAGUCCGAGUCCGCCAGGCAGCCGCGCCUGCACCCGCGCCCGGACAAAGCCGCCGCCGUCGCCUCCCGCCGUCCCGCCCCGCCCUGCCCUUCCUCCCCUGCCCCGCCAGCAGCCCCGCCGCGGAGCCAUGUCGGCCAGCAGCCUCCUGGAGCAGAGACCCAAAGGCCAAGGCAACAAAGUGCAAAACGGAUCUGUGCACCAGAAGGAUGGGUUAAACGAUGAUGACUUUGAACCCUACUUGAGUCCGCAGGCCCGGCCGAACAAUGCCUACACUGCCAUGUCCGACUCCUACCUGCCCAACUACUACAGCCCCUCCAUCGGCUUCUCCUACUCCUUGGGGGAAGCUGCCUGGUCUACAGGGGGGGACCCCCCCAUGCCCUACCUAACCUCCUACGGACAGCUGAGCAACGGGGAGCCUCACUUCCUCCCCGAUGCCAUGUUUGGGCAGCCAGGGGCCCUUGGCAGCACUCCCUUCCUCGGACAGCAUGGCUUUAACUUCUUUCCCAGCGGGAUCGACUUCUCGGCGUGGGGCAGUAACAGCUCUCAGGGACAGUCCACCCAAAGCUCGGGCUACAGCAGCAGCUAUGCCUACGCGCCCAGCUCACUGGGGGGGGCCAUGAUCGAUGGGCAGUCUGCCUUCACCAGUGAGACCCUGAACAAGGCUCCUGGCAUGAAUGCCAUCGACCAAGGCAUGGCUGCUCUCAAGCUGGGCAGCACGGAUGUGGCCAGCAGCAUGCCAAAGGUUGUGGGGUCAGCUGUGGGUAGUGGAUCCAUCACCAGUAACAUUGUAGCCUCCAACAGCUUGCCUCCAGCCACCAUUGCUCCUCCGAAGCCAACCUCCUGGGCCGACAUUGCCAGCAAACCUGCCAAGCAGCAGCCCAAGCUGAAGACCAAGAAUGGCCUUGCAGGCUCGACGCUGCCACCACCUCCCAUCAAGCACAACAUGGACAUCGGCACGUGGGACAACAAAGGGCCCGUGGCAAAGGCCCCGGUGCAGGCCUUGGUUCCAAACAUGGCACAGCAGCCAGCUCAGGUGUCCUCCCAGCCCGUGGGUCAGCAGAUCAACAGCAGCCCACCGGUGGUACAGGCCUCGAGUGGGCCACAGCCCCAGGUACUGCCAUCGCAGCCAAGCCAGCUGCCAGUGCCACCGCCAGCCCAGCCCUCCCGCUGGGUUGCCCCCCGCAACCGGGGCAGUGGCUUCAGCCAGAACGGGGCAGACAGCAACGGAGCAGGGCUGGCUCAGGCGGCACCUGGUGCCGCUCCCUCAGAGCCACACCCAGUGCUGGAGAAGCUGAGGUCCAUCAACAACUACAACCCCAAGGAUUUCGACUGGAACCCGAAGCACGGCCGUGUGUUCAUCAUCAAGAGCUACUCUGAGGACGACAUCCACCGGUCCAUCAAGUACAACAUCUGGUGCAGCACAGAGCAUGGCAACAAGAGACUGGACGCUGCCUACCGCUCCAUGAACGCCAAGGGCCCUGUCUACCUGCUCUUCAGCGUCAACGGCAGCGGCCACUUCUGCGGGGUAGCAGAGAUGAAAUCUGCUGUGGACUACAACACGUGUGCAGGGGUCUGGUCCCAGGACAAGUGGAAGGGGCGGUUUGAUGUCAGGUGGAUUUUUGUGAAGGACGUUCCCAAUAGCCAGCUGCGGCACAUCCGCCUAGAGAACAACGAGAACAAACCAGUGACCAACUCCAGGGACACUCAGGAGGUGCCUCUGGAAAAGGCUAAGCAGGUGUUGAAAAUCAUUGCCACCUACAAGCACACCACCUCCAUCUUUGAUGACUUCUCGCACUAUGAGAAACGCCAAGAGGAGGAGGAAAAUGUUAAAAAGGAGCGCCAGGGCCGUGUCAAGUAAAAGGCCACUCCUGCCCCAGAGACUGCAGCAGUGAUUGCAUCCCAGCUGUCCUUCAGAGAGAGAAAAGAAGAGCAAAAGCAUCCCAGAGAUAAUUAGGACUUUUUUUCCCCCUUAAUUUCAUUGACUUCAGAAAGACUCUGGCAAACAGUUAAAAAAAGGAAAGGAACAUCCAGAACCAACCCAAGAACCAACAAAUGUGGGAAUCUGACAAGGCACAGGACUGAGCAAAACAAGCAGUGAGACCCUGAGAGAAAGGAAUCCCCUCUAGGUAGAAUAGAGGCAAAGCUGUCCCCUUCCUCUGGCUUCGGUUGUGGUUUCAGAGCAGAGCUUUGGUUUCUUUGUCUUUUUACUAAGUUCUUUGGAUUUCCAGGUCCAUACUGGCAGAUGCCUUCUUUUUUUAGGUAUUUUCCUCUCUCAUUUUUAAACCCUGCUGCUCCCCUCCCUGCCCCUCUUCCCCCCGCAUCUGACAUUUGCACUUGGGUGACACUGAGUUGUGACAUCCCCACAGGGAGUGGGGGAUCAUCUGGAUUUUCUUUCCCUCCCUGUUUCCCCCCCACCCCUGGUCUGGAAGGUUGAGGAAUUCCAUGAGGAAGUUGAGGGUUGGCCUGGGAAGAAUUGAACAGAAAUUGUCCACCAGGUUGUGUCUAAAGGUGGCUCAUUUUUCUCUGACUUUUUUGUUACUCAGUCGAGUCCAUGUUCUGUUCUCAUGCCUCACACAAAGGAGGUCUGGGUUCAGUUGAGUGUUGGAAGCUGAGAGCAGUGGUUCAAACUUGUUUUGUUUACAGGAAAAUGAAUUUUGGACACAAGAGGAAAAAAAAGACUCUUGUAAGCUGUGUAGUGAAUCUGUUCUUCAGUUUCUUGUUCAGCCAGCGAGGACUGGGCCUUGCCUUUCUUUUCACCAUUAAUCACUCUCAGUAAUAAACGUGAGAUCCUGUUGAGCAUCA